Messenger RNA from Gambusia affinis (western mosquitofish), 2844 nucleotides. It is a transcript of the gene kcnj4, whose product is annotated as potassium inwardly rectifying channel subfamily J member 4. Gene Ontology annotation, molecular function: inward rectifier potassium channel activity. Gene Ontology annotation, biological process: potassium ion import across plasma membrane; regulation of monoatomic ion transmembrane transport. Gene Ontology annotation, cellular component: plasma membrane. The transcript has 3 exons. Lineage: Eukaryota; Metazoa; Chordata; Actinopteri; Cyprinodontiformes; Poeciliidae. The coding region runs from base 824 to 2470 and encodes 548 amino acids. The record is from RefSeq and is a predicted model, not a curated record.
ACACGUUUUCUUGUCUUUCCCACUUUGAAGAGUGCAUAGAAGGCAUCGGUCUCCCGUGAAAACAGGGAGUCACAGACUGUUAAGUGAAAGUUUGCAAACACAGCAAUCAACUCAAAAAAAAGGUUUAUUACAAAUUAUGAGAAAAUAUUUAGGUAAAUUCAUUUUACAGAGUUUGCAAGAAGAGAUAAGGCUGAUGGAGAGGAUUUUUGUGCAAACAAUAAACUUAUUAUUAUUUUAUUUUAUUUUAUUUUAUUUCCCCCACAGAAUAAAUGCACUUCAACAAUAAAGAAUGUUUUUUCUUUCCCCAUAUCUUUACCAGGGGUGGCUGUAAGUAAGACGGAUGCUCAGACAGGCAGGGAGCUCCUGAUCGUCUCCUUUCCUCUCCGUCUCCCCCUCCCAUCAUGCCCUGCACUGAUUGACGCAGCGCUUUCAGUCUGUUCUGUGAGUUCACGCAGCACAGUAGAGUAGACAGGAUUACAAUCAGUGAAGGACAAUGAAGGAUUAAAAAGACAAACACAACUGGGAUGAAAUAAGAGACACGCAACAAGCGUGAAACUAAAAGAAGUAACUAAAAAACUGCAGGAAUAAAGGAAAAUUACUAAAAAAGGAAGAACAUGGGAGCACCGCCCUGAAAAGUGAAUGCGAGGUUAAAAAAGUGAAAGCCUGAACAUAGGAGGAUAAAACAUAUCCCAGCAAAACAACAACUGAACUGCAGGGUUCUUAAACUCUUUGGUGGCUCUUCAGAUGCACCUCAUCAGCCACGGAGACCUAACGUCAGGGGGUACAGCGCAGUCUGUCAUCCCACCGCUGCCCAUUCACAGCAAUGACAGGUGCCAUGGGAAGUAGAUCCAACAGGUACAGCAUUGUGUCAGACAUCAUACCGGAGGAGGAGCUACAGAAGAUUUCUAGCCUUGCGCUCUACAACGGUCACGGUUCUGCCAAGGUGAAGGAGCAGAGCGACGCAGAAAGAGAGGACAGCAGAAGGAAGCCCGGAGCCUCCACUGUCGUGUCCGGCUCCAGCAGACAAAGAGGCAUGAACAACUACAAUGGGAAGGUCCUGACGAGGGGCUCCAGCCAAGUCCGGAGCCGUUUUGUGAAGAAAAAUGGGCAAUGCAACGUGGUGUUCACCAACAUGGAAGACAGGAGUCAGCGCUACCUUGCCGACAUCUUCACCACCUGCGUGGACAUCCGCUGGAGAUACCUACUCCUUAUAUUCUGCACCAGCUUCCUGAUCUCAUGGCUGAUCUUUGGUGUAAUCUUUUACAGUGUUGCCCUUGCACACGGGGACUUUGAUGAGCCCACUACUCAGAAAUCUAAUGUGCUGGUGGCAGGAAUGUAUGGAGCCUCCUCUGGGCACACAGUCGGUGGGCAGACACAAAGGAUGCCCUGCAUACUGCAUGUUCAUGGCUUUGUUGGGGCGCUCCUCUUCUCCAUGGAGACCCAGACUACUAUUGGCUAUGGCUGGCGCUGUGUUACAGAGGAGUGUCCUCUGGCUGUGUUGACAGUGGUUAUACAGUCUAUUGUUGGUUGCAUCAUUGACUCCUUCAUGAUUGGCACCAUCAUGGCGAAGAUGGCACGGCCAAAGAAGAGAAACCAGACCCUGAUGUUCUCCAAAAACGCUGUCAUUGCUCUUCGCGAUGGAAAACUGUGUCUAAUGUGGCGAGUGGGCAACCUGCGGAGGAGCCACAUCGUGGAAGCUCACGUCCGCGCGCAGCUCAUACGAUCGUAUGUCACAGCUGAGGGUGAGUUCAUCCCUUUGGAACAGAUGGACCUCAAUGUGGGCUAUGACGAAGGCACGGACAGGCUGUUUUUAGUGUCUCCGCUGGUCAUAGUCCAUGAGAUAGAUAAAGAUAGCCCCUUGUACACCUUGAGCCGAGCUGAUCUGGAAGCAGACGACUUUGAGAUUGUUGUGAUCUUGGAGGGGAUGGUGGAGGCCACAGCCAUGACCACGCAGUUCCGUAGUUCUUACCUCGCGAGAGAAAUCUUCUGGGGUCACAGGUUUGAGCCAGUGAUCUAUGAGGACCGGGACCGCUACAAGGUUGACUACGCACGAUUCCACAAUACCUACGAGGUCACGUCAACGCCCCAUCUCAGCGCAAAAGAGCUCGAUGAAGCAGCGAGCCGAGCGUCCUCCACUGCAUCUCCUGCAUCAGCACAUAGGUCUACGCUAGACUUGAUCCCGCGGUCUUUGACUGCCUUCUGCUAUGAGAACGAGGUAGCACUGAGCUGUGCAGAGGAGGAAGAGGAAGACAUAUUUGACUCCACACAGAUGGUAGGGAAGGACAGGGCAGAAGAGAGGAGGACUUCUGUUGACUUUCAAAGUAUGUUUCACGACACAGCAACCAUAACCUCAGGCAGUCACCAUGUCAUGUGUGUUCUGGACAUGGACAAUAACCAGAUGGAGUUUGACAUCCUACAGACUACGAUUCCUCUUGAUCCAGUCAGCUAUAAAAGUGAGCAAGAGGCCUAGAGAGUGGGAGCUUGGGUUGUUUGUCCAGAAAGUUGGACAUCUGUUCAGCUUACAUCAUCAAGAACAAGAGCUGUAGCUCAUUUUGCCUUUCCAGUGCUUUCUUUCUUUUUUAUUGUUAUCGUCUUUUCAGGUAUUGUGUUAAAAUUUCAGCAGUAUAGAUUUUCCAAGACUGCAAUGCUUGGAGGGCCAUAGUGAUCAAGGAGACUGAUUCAGCAUGUGGACAGAAUAUCUCUGAUAAACUUUUGGCUUCAUUAAACUGUGAGUUCAUAACCAAAUGAAAGCACAAGCAUGUUAAGACCAAGAAUUUUAAAGUAUACUUUCGAACAGGGGUGGGCGACUCAUGGCCUCGAGGGCCGGUGUCCUGCAACUUUUAG